UGAAACAUUUUUGGCACCUGGCUAUUAGCUACUUCCUAUUCUUAUGGCAUGACACCUGCCUAAUACGUUUAUUACAGGAAACAAACAGAAUCAGCUAGGUGUCACUUACCGAGACACAUUAUCAAACUCAACUACACAACGUGUCUUCAUGACACCUACCAUCUCCAAAACCGAUUACUAAAACAAACCCAUUUCUACUUUGGUUACUACAUUCUCAAGAAAUUAUUGUAGACGCAAAUGGCCGGAGAAAAUGACUGGAGGAAAACGGCGGAUACGACGAAGAUGAGUUCGGAGGGAGUGAAAGCCGCCGGGGUUGAAUCAUCGAAGAGCCCCCCGGGGAGUAAUCCUGGUGGUGUUCUCCACCAACGCCGUAACUUGCCGUACAGUUACACCACCAUGGCUAUAGCUGGAUUAGCUAUCUCAGGUGCUAUCAUGUACACUGUUAUGUAUGUUAAGAAGAAGCCGGAAGCUAGUGCCACUGAUGUAGCUAAAGCGGCCACAGGGACGGCUAAACCGGAAGAUACCCAUCCAAGAAAGUAAAAGCCUCUAAGAAUCUUAUUUUGUUUACCUUUGUAUUUGUGUUCUAGCUUCUGGUAAUGUUCUUGUCCGAACUUUUAUAUUUUUGUGUAAUCUAAUGACAUAACGAGUUCAACACAAA
Messenger RNA from Brassica napus (rape), 658 nucleotides. RefSeq lists its product as uncharacterized. Lineage: Eukaryota; Viridiplantae; Streptophyta; Magnoliopsida; Brassicales; Brassicaceae. The transcript has a single exon. The coding region runs from base 238 to 540 and encodes 100 amino acids. The record is from RefSeq and is a predicted model, not a curated record.